ACACACCCUCCCACUAUGAAAAGAUGGCCUUGCAACUACAAGUACUGAUCGCCAAUCUAAGUUUAUAGCUAGGCUGUAUCUAUCCAUUGCGAAUUGUGUUCACUGCCUCACGGAGACAGUAGAUCACGCCAGUAGUAAGUACAUCACUAGAGAGGAGAGCAGUGCUAUGUUAUGAGUGGUCGCCCGACCCAGAACAGAGGAGGCAAACGCAGCCACAAAAACAGAGGAGGGUUCGACUCUUCAACAGGACACGGAGGACGUGACUCUAGGGGUGGGGCACAAAGGCACUCGAAUGACGCCCCACCAAGAUUUGUCAAAAGAAACGGAGAUGUACGAAGUGGACGUGGUGAACCAAAGGGUAGUUUCCAUGACUAUGACGAGCACAGCCGAAGCAGUAGCCGUAGCAGUGAGGGUGGUGGGUUUAAAGCUCGUGGAAACGGUACUGGUGGACGGUCUAGUUUUGAUGAGUUGAUGCAGCUGCUCUCAAGGCUGGAGUCAUCUAGUGACUAUGAUGGCAGCUGUCGUCUGGCUCAACAGAUAGUUGAGUUUUUCGAGUUACAUUCAGGAGAUUACCGUCUCAGCCAACUAGUUCAUACUGAACAGAACACGGAGACCAUCUUCAAGUCCUUAAAUCAGAUCAUAUUAAACAACGCUGAGAGAGAGGUCCUGGUUGCCGUGGAGCAAUGUAUCGGAUUCAUUGGUCAUGCCCUUGGUAGAGAUGCACAGAGACUUGUGGAGUGGGUGUUUCAGAAUGUGCACCCGGAGGAUGUGACGGACGACGUGAGGGCGGUCUAUCUGAGGGGUCUUCACGAGGCACUCUCCUCCGAAGGUGGAAAGUCCCCACACAGCACCAUCAUGCCAUUGGUGAUUGACAGCCUCCAGACCGUACUAGAUAUGGCAGAGACGUCUGUAUUGUUAGAGGCAGUGGUAAAGAAUAUCAUUAUUGUGGCCAAACACUCGCCACAACACCUGGGCAGACACUUCCAGAACACAGUGGACAUUCUGGUGGGCUGGCACAUUGACAUCCAACAGGACCCCCAGCUGAUAGAGUCUAUCUCUGCUGCUCUGGUCUGUUUCAGAGAGUUCUGGACCAAAGAUAUGCUCUUCUCCACUGACCUUCUCAAGCAGUUCUUGGAGGAUAUGGAGGCUUACUGCAGUGAGUUGUCUGGUCUGUCGGAUGGUCUUUCAGUUCCCCCGGAGGAGAGCUCCUCCCCUGAACAGUGCGCCUCACGACUGACUGCACUCAUCAAAGUGUUCACGACAGUCCUCCGGUCACUGGGAACUUCUUUCUCCCCUUCUCGCUGUGGGGAGAUCACUCCAGACUUCGUGCAGACGAUUGUGAGGCGUGUGACGAGAUUCGUUCUCACGGCCCACAACAUCUCCCCCUCCGAGGACCUUCUCAUCUCCGGCAAUCUGUGUCUCAUGGAAUUGAGUCGUUGUCUCCAGGGAGGGUUUGCCAGCUGCUGUGCUGCCGUGGCAACAUACAUUGUGCAGCAGCUCGACAAUCUGGAAGUAUUCACUGACAACCAUUCUCUCUCCGUUAUCAACCUCCUCGCUCAGAUAGCGGAGGAUGUCCAAGUGUCCCUGUCCACUAGUUUUGUCCAGCAGGUCUUCUCUCUGGACUCACCUGUCCUUCAUUUGAGGUACACGGCUGGAGACAAGCUACUUUCACAAUUGGUGAAACUCUACCUCAGUUUCUUGGCCAUCAGAAACAUACCUUUACUGGAGGCCAUGUACAGACUGAUCCUGGCCGAUCUGGAUAGCAGCUUCAAGGCCCUGAGUCAUUGUUUCAAACAGCCAUUAUCAGCCAACCUCGACGAUGAGGAAGCAGCCUUCAACCCUAUAGACGCUCAGGUGGGAGCCAUCUUCAGCCUUAACGUUCUCUCCCAGGUCUCAAACACUGCCAAGAAUGUCAUUUCGAUGUGGUCACCUACUCCAAGUGUGUUCUCUUUCCUGUCGUCGUUGCUUGCUUCCUUCAGUCCGACGCUGGCCUCUGAGUACCCCACCAUCCAUUUCUCAAUCCUCUACGCCCUCUUCCAAGACAGCAGGAGCAACCACUACUACAUACCGGGUAGUGGAAGCAGCUCGUCCCUGUCAGUGGGUGUGUCCUCCAGAAGCUCCACCCCCUCCGGUGGUACUGUCUGUGACAUCAUCUCUGUCCUCACCAAACUGAUGCACGACCACAAGCUGUCCUUUGACAUCUGUCGGCUGAUUCAGCGCUGGGUGGACUACAUCACCGAGGCCCUGCGUUCAGUUGCCAGAGAAACCCUCCCACUGGAGAGACUGUCUCAAGCCAUGGACGCCCUCACUUGCCAGAUGCUCACUUUCUCUUUCUCUCGUGAGCACUCUGUUCGUGUGGACAACGCCGCAGUGCUGAAAGGCAUAUUCCAGUGUGAACUGGUCAGUGACCGGGUGCUCAAACUGUGUGUACCCGAGUGCCUCCUGAGGCUCAGUGACACAAGGGGGGAGAUACGGGCCGCUUACUCUGCUCUACUGGAGGUCCUCCCCACACACAUAGUCACCAGUUUUUCCCGUGGUGUGGAGGCCUUUCAGCCACCCAAUGGACGUAAGGGUCUGGAGGGAUUGCGUAGUUGCAAGGGCACAUGGCACGCACGACGAAUUCACAUGACCAAGCAGUCGCAGGUGACCUUCCACGGCCACCACUUCAAGGCCAUCCUGGGAUUCAUCAUGCACGGCUUUGCACCAAGCAAGCACCUUCCUGAUGAUUGGCUGGAGAGGAUGUACCACUCAUGUCAGCACCGACGCCCACCUGUCCCAGAGUCCCUUGACAACCCUGAGCUCCACCCACUCCUCAUGUCACAUCUGGUAUGCAAUUGUGAUGCAGUGCUGUGGUUCUGGGCCACGUACGAGUCUGCUCAGUACUGUCUCCUGGCUAGACUGAGAACGCCUCUGGGCAUGCCAGCCGAGACCUUCACUGCCAUUGAGACUGUACUGCGUGGCUAUGCUCAGGAGGUGGGAUCACGUGACGGGAGGGCCCUCAGAGACACGCCCUCCUCUUUCUCGGGCCACAUGGGAGCUGGGCUUGGUCCUCGUCACUACACAGUCCACCUACGGGCCAUUCUCCUCCUCCAGUUCAUGGAGCAUCUGGACAAGCUCAUGUACAAUGCGUACGAGGGAUCCUGUGUGACUCUGCCCCCUGUGCCAAAGUCUGUGAGGUCGUUCUUCAGAAAGAACAUGGACACUUGUCUGGAGUGGCUGGCCCAUGUGCGAGGCUACAUCGUUUCCAUAGCAAUCCGUGCUGGAAUGCCAGCUGUUGCCAUCCGCCACGGGUUCGCUGCUCUUCAAGACCUCGGGAAAACGCCUCAUGCCAAAAAUAAUGCUGAGUUUUGGAAGAUGCUGGUGAAUGUAAUUCACGCUCUGCUGCUCAGUGGCUCCUGGCACUCCAUACGAGGGAUGGGGGCGUGGGUGCAAAACAUCGUGGGCCACAUCCCCUCCUGGAUCAUCGCCGCAGAAGCUCAGGCAAAGUCAAGCUAUGAAACCGCGAGUGAAGAGUACGUGAAAGCUCUGGAUAUGCUGAGAGGUGACGACAGAGACAAACCCUACCAUGCUAUCAACGCUCCCAUUAUAGAGUUCAUCGUCAACAGGGUGUGCGAGUGCUACGUCCAUGUGACCGAGUGGGUGGAGUUAGAGGCGUGGCACAAACACGUGAACUCACUGCAAGCCCAGAGCUCCAGCAGCUCUGACGUGUUCAAUGCACUCAACCUCAAGUACGACCUCAACCAGAUUCAUGCUCUCAGCUGUUUCGACGCUGGCAACAUGGCUCAAGCCCGAGAGUUUGCAGAGAACCAAUCAGAUCCCAGACACCUGUCACGUGACCCGGAGGUGUUUCCCCUAUGGGAUCCAGGACAGCUGUUGAAUACAAGCCAACUGCUCUUGUUGCGUACGGCCACACUGGGAGAGGAGGGGUCUGGUAGUGAUGACACAACCAGCCUCACUAGUGAGGGGGAGUAUGGACCAAAGUCCAAUGUCCAGCGAUGGCUCAAGCUCUCCUCUGCGUAUGCUGAGAGUCCAUUGAGGGUGGGGUGUCUAGAGUGGCCCCUGAGGGUAUCCCCCGGUCACGCCCUGCAGCUACAGGCAGUCGCCGCCCUCAAGGCACUCAACCCACUCAAGACACGACAUGCACAGCCGUCUUCGUCCAGCUUGCUUCUCUAUCCUAUACCUUUCAAGUCUCUCAAUGCAAGCAACCAUGACACUGGGAUCUGGAGCGAGGCUCUUCGAAUCUCCUCCUACCUCAGCUCCGCCCAGUCCUCUGCUGAUGACCACACCCCCUCUGUCCUCUUUGAGGCCUACCGUCUGGCUCGACGUGAGGGCAACUUGAAACACGCCCACUACCUCAUACAGAGGCACAUACUCUCACUCACGGGGGAGACAGAAGGAGCCGAUGCUAUCGAAGAACUCAACACUUCCACACAUAUCUCACACAUUGAAAAGCUGCGUAUCAUGCGAGAGCUGGCUAAAUUGUACACAUCACGAGGCCAAUCUGCACCUGCCAUUGAACUUCUCUCUUCGUCGGUCGUCAACUAUUGUGAGACUCAAAAGGGGCCGAUGACAAGCGGUGGACUCGGCUCAGGCAGUGAACUAACAGCACGUAGUCUGCACUCGAUCGUGAAAUGGAUGCAAGCAGAUGCUCGGAUAAUGCAAACGGCCUGGAGUCCUGAGUAUGAAGCGUCCUCUCGUCUACACAACUUGCUGUCGUUUGAGUAUGACUGCAGGAAAGCUAGACUCGGGCUGUACCAAACUGCGUGCCCGACUGACUCCCAUGAACUGUUUCAGCCGGACGAGUCCGUUGCUAGAUUUGACAAGCACGAGUAUUCGAUUGGUCAGUUGCUGCACUUGGCGACAAUGCACUGCCCUGAUUUAGCGAAGGGGUGGUGGUCUCUGGCCGGAUGGUGCUACAGAAUUGGCCGAAAGAACCUGGAGGCACUCAGUGCCACUGGAACAGCUGAGCUGCUUGACCACGAGCAAAGACAAGUCGAUGAAAUUAUUAAAAAUCUGACGACUGUGGAGCAACGUAGUGCUAUCCUCCAAGUACUCGGACAGGUGCACAUCUCUGACGCUACCGACGACGAGGACCUCAAGGCAAAGGAGGAGGUCAAGCAUCUGGAUAUGGAGGAAGACAGCAAAUCACUGAAGGGACAGCUGCUCUCUGUGUGCCCUUUGCUGGAUACUCCCUCCUCAUUGGACGGAUUGCUGGCCGUGUGGUCGGGAGUACGGGUACGCAUGUUCAUGCACUACCAACUGUCGGCUAGGGCCUACUUCACCUUCCUUAAACUCUCGGGCACUCAGUUAGGGUCUGCUUCAGGUCUGGAUGACAUGAAUGUGACAGCCACACUUCGUUUGCUCAGACUGCUUGUCAAGUAUGCCGUGGAACUCAAGUCUGAGCUACAGAGUGGAUUUGAAACCACACCCACAAAACCCUGGAAAGGCAUAAUCCCGCAGCUGUUUUCUCGACUGAACCACCCCGAGAACGAUGUCCGUCAGAGUGUGUCAGACCUCCUCUGUCGAGUGGGUAACGACGCUCCUCACUUCAUCAUCUACCCGGCCAUUGUGGGGGCCUCCAAGAAGACUGAGAAGAAAACAGAAUCCAUGUCAGGACUGUUGGACGAGAACAGAGAGGAGGCAAGAGACAAUGAGAAGGAGUAUGACCUGGGCAGCCGAGACCUCAUUGGCGACGGACUCACGCCCCCGGAUACGGAGAUGAACUCGGAUGAAGAUGGUGAGAACACAGCUGCAGAGAUGACCAACCUUGAGAAGAGCCUCGCUGUGAUCAUAGACUCACUUAAACAGCAAAACGCCACUCUGGUCAAGUCUGUACAAGAUCUGGUGGACGAGCUUUGUCGUAUCACGCUGCUCUGGGACGAGAUGUGGUUGGCCGCACUCAUGCAGCGACAAGGGGAGGUCCACAGACGACUGCUCCAGAUUGACCAGGAAACGAAGAGGACAAUGGCCAUCCCUCACCUCAACAACAAAGAGAAGCAGUGCAUCAUGAGGGAGAAGUACAUGGCCACCAUGAGACCAUUGUUAUGGGUACUGGAGCACCUGGCAUCUAUCACAUCCCAGCCAGCAGAGACACCUAAUGAGAGGAACUUUCAGGCUCAGUACGGUGAUACCAUUAACUCCGCCCUCUCACAGCUCCGUAACCCGGACAACUUCACAAGCCCACACACUGUUUGGGAGCCUUUCAAAGAGUUCCAGACGAUGCUGAUGCACCGUGCUCAGAAGAGGAUGCAGAACUCACUCAGUCUCCACGAGAUCAGUCCUCAUCUGGCGGCCAUCAGGUCCUCCUGCAUCACCAUGCCGGGACACAGCCAAGGAGAUGAGCCGGUGACACUGGAGUCAUUUCACCUCGAGGUAGCUGUCCUGCCCACCAAGACCAAACCGAAAAAGAUCUCGAUGAUCGGCUCUGAUGGACGAAAGCACACGUACCUUUUCAAGGGUCUGGAGGAUCUUCAUCUUGAUGAGAGGAUCAUGCAAUUCAUGGACAUCAUUAACAACAUGUUCGCAAGAGCUCACAAGCACCAGACACAGCUGUAUGUGGCCAAGGACUAUGCUGUGAUUCCCCUGGGGGCACGCUCUGGGCUCAUCCAAUGGGUGGACGCAGUCACACCUCUCUUUGGGAUCUACAAACGCUGGCAACAGAGAGAGGCCUAUGCUAAAGCUCUGGAGCAGGCUGGUUCUCAACCCACCGUACCCCUGCCCAUACAAGUGCUCAAGCCCAAUGAGCUGUUUUACUCCAAGAUCAUGCCUCUACUCAAGGAGAAGGGAAUGGCAGAGCAGACAGCUCGCAAGGACUGGCCGCCACAGAUACAGCUCCGGGUGCUCAAGGAGUUAAUGGCAGAAACUCCCUCUGACCUCCUCGAGAAGGAGCUGUGGUGUGCCUCGUCCUGUGCUUCCGAGUGGUGGGCAGCCAUUCAGACGUACAACCGCUCCACGGCAGUCAUGUGUAUGAUUGGUUACAUCAUCGGUCUUGGUGACAGGCAUCUCGACAACCUUCUAGUCCACUUCUCUACUGGGCAGAUUGUACACGUGGACUACAACGUGUGCUUUGAGAAGGGGCGGAGCCUCCGUGUGCCAGAGAGGGUACCAUUCAGAAUGACCCAGAACAUUGCCAGAGCCCUUGGAUUCACUGGAGUGGAGGGCCUGUUCCGCAUCUCGUGCGAAGACAUCCUCCGAAUCCUUCGUCGGGGGAGAGAGACACUCCUCACCCUCCUGGAGGCGUUUGUCUAUGACCCGCUCAUUGAUUGGACACAGAGCGAGGAUGCCGCCUUCCCUCUGGCCGUGCGGACGACCAAGGAUAUGACAAGCCGACAAACAAGGAAGGAGAUGGAGAGAGAGGUGGCCUCAGGCAUGUUGGCCACUCGCCUGGCCGAGUCCGUGCCGUAUUGGAACAGGAACAGAGAGAAUCUUCUGGCAGUGCUGGUUGCCUUGGAGCUACACCUGGGGGAGAUAGCCAAGACGGGAGAGAAACUAGCCAACUAUCACGAGGUUAUCAUCCAGCUGGAUCGCCAGAACGAGAUUCUUAGAGACGCACUCAGCACCCCAGACCAUCCACUCAUCACCAUGCAGGACAAGCUGUCUGAGCAGAGCAAGCUGAUGGCCGAGCACAAGAGGCUGUUGGCUGACAUCUCCAGAAAGUACCAGGAGGCAGUCGACUGGAACGUCAAGCACAAGGAUGCGUUCAGGACCAUUCAUGGAGCCGGUCUAGGAGCACUCAUAUCUCACAUGCAGAACCCUCUCGACCUCGGUCCCCCUGGUCACGAACCAGCUGUUGAGUUCCUCCAGUCCAUACACCAGAACCAAGCCGUAGACGCGUGUGACCAACUUGAAGAUGAGCUAGUGACGCUGCUGCAGAAGAGACGAGGAGUGUUGAUAGGUGCCUUGGAUGCUCUCCAUCAGUACAGGAACAUCACCUCACAAUUUGACAUUGGCUAUUUGAAGCAGUCUCGCAGCUACCUGUGGGAGGAGUGUGCCGGACCCAUGAUCGAAGGGCACGACCACACCCAUGACAUGUUGAAGCAGGUGAUCACUGACUUCGAGGACCAGCUGUCAGCCAACAGUCGUCCCUCUCAUGUCGUCAAGACUGUCGACUCAAAGUUUAGGAAGUCUGUACAAGAGCUUCACUUGAGAUUCACAAAGCUCCACGAGCGUUCUAAGUCAGUCCCGACUACGGACAACUUUGACACGACCAUCAUUGAGACGAAGAACCACCUGUCUCAGUUCUGUAUAGACAAUUGCGAACACGGCCCACCCUCCCUUGCCUGCUUUAUUAUUGUUGCACUCUGUCCUCUCAGUCGACGAUGGCUGUUUAUGGAACAGACGGCUCAAGCUGCUCGUGAGCGUCUCAGUGACCUCACCUCCCGAGAUGGGGACUGGUUCCUGGACGAGCUCUGUACCAUGGGAGGUAACGUGUCUCAGAUGGUGGGGCUGCUCGAGAUGUGCCUCGUCUCUAUGGGUUACGAGUUCCAAGCUGGCUCUGUUCUCAAGGCAACCAUCGAUGCAGUGGCAUCAGUACAGAAAGUCUAUGCUGGAAUGCAGGACCUGUUCAACAAGUUCCAGUCAUUGAUUCUGCCCGAGGCUAUAAACAACAUCCUGACAGAAGAUGAAGGUGUUCUGGAGAUGAUCGACACAGUGGUCAACUUCACCCUCUCCAGCUACCCAGGCAUGGGUAUUCAGGACGCCCUCUCUGCUCUUAACGCGGGGCUCACCGAGUAUGCUAACAAGUCCCUGCAAGCGGACCUCAGUAUGACAGGUGCCGUGGAGGAAAUGAGGACAAAGAUGAACAACAUACUCAACAACCCAGACAGAGAGGGUCCAAUGUCCCCGGCUCAGGUGAUCCUAAACAGCAUGAACGGGUUAUUCCAGUUCAGUGAGGUAGCAACCAAACAAAUGAUGGAAGACGUUGACAAGAUUGACAUACCCGAGUCAUGGGAGAACAUAGACCUGGUCAAACAAACAGAGAGCCUCAUGUGCACGACAGCUGGCUUGUCUCUGACAGAUGAACUGCUCUAUGUGAGAAAGGCUCAAGCUAUUGUGGACUUCUGUGUGGAGUGCAAGAGCUUGUUGAUGGCACUCAAACUGGAAAUUUCCGCCGAAGGUGCGUCCACGCCCACUGCCACACCCCCUGGCACCCCUGGUCGUCGCUCCUUUUCAAUCCACGUCCCCACACAGUCUUCCCUCACCCUCCCCAUUCGUCGUUACAUCUCUGGUACCCUCAUUACCCACGUCUUGGGCCAGCCCUCUUUCUCACUGGCAACCUUCCUCAUCUCUGCCAACACACAGUACCUUGGCAUCGAGCUACCAAGCAAGCAAAUCACUCUUGAAGACGUGUGCAAACUGGCCAACGACCAUUACCAGAACGUCCUCCCUAUGUCCGUAAUCACUCACGCUCGAUCUCUGUUUUCGCAGCACGAUGUAGCAUGGAGAGAGAGUGAUAGAGCUAGGAGGAUUGCCACUAACCUGGAGAACUGCAAACUGGCUCUACACAGGGCUAAGAGCAUAGCCACUAGGUUCCAGUGGCUCUACGAGGAAAUGUUGUCCUCGUCCGACCCCCACCACCAGACAGUAUUCCUGGGGCCGCAACGAUCAGUCAUCCUCACCACCGUCAGAAAGGUGCUCUCAAAUCAGCUGUCUACAUCGCUCACAGCUGUGCAGGACAAGAUCAACAGUCACCAGUUCCGUAUCUCCCAGCGACUCCAGUGGGCAGCUGGUGCCAACCCGGCUCUCAACUCCAUCGUGGAUGAAUUUGAGAGAGCCACUAACAGACGGAAGCAGAUACUGCAGGAAGAGGAGGAUAUCUACUCGAAGAUCUACGAGUACUGCAAUGCCGUCAUCCACCUGGAGUCCUCUCACACUCGAGUGGCCAUUCAGACCACCAACGACAAGGAGAUGAUACAGCUGCUCUCCAGAUGUGCUGACACGACUCUUAAGUUACAGCUGUGUUCUGAGCAGCUGUCACAAGUGUCGGACAUUGUCCAUUUUGUGGAGUUGCCUGAGGACGGAGGUCCCCUUACCCUCCAGUGGAUGCAACGGAGGCUCGACGAGAUCGGCAUGGAGAGAACAAGGAUCCACAAUGAGAAGAGGGCUGACAACACAAAGCUUGCCAAGCACAAAGAGGCAGUGCUCUCAGAGCUGGAGAAGCUGAGAGGGUAUAACAGAGCACACAGGAAACUCAUGGUGGAGAUAUGGCAGCACCUCACUGCUUUGGCCAGGCUGGAGGAGCCCCCUCCCCCUGGUACAGUGCAGCCAGGUCCGAGGGCGUUCAUCAACCUCCAGAAUAAGUUCGGAGAGGAGGUACGCUCCUUCAUCCAAUCCACACAGGAGCUCAUUGCCUCUGACAUGUCAUUAGCUGCCAAGCCAACCUGGACGAGUAAGGCUCGAGCUCAGGAGUUCUUACAAGCCAAGAGGUCGGCAGACAACCUCAAGAUGCUGGCAGAAUGCCUUUUGGACCAGCUGCUCUCUUUCACUCAACAGCUUUUCUGUGGACAACCAUGCGGAACCCUCAAGUGGAGCCCACCCCCUCAACUGGAGCCAAUUCUGCCAGCCAGCAUUUCCACUGUUAGCAUAGCCAGCCAAGUAGCUGCAUCAGUCACCGAUGGUGACCAACAGCAGACUAAGAUCUACCGGUCGAGCCAAGGCGUUGUCAGGGACAAAAGAACUGGAAAAGCUCUCCAGGAGCAGAACUCAUAUGCUGUGAGUGUGUGGAGGAGGGUGAAGGCCAAGCUCGAUGGUAGAGACCCUGACGCCACCUAUCGGCUCACUGUUGCCGAGCAGGUGAAAUUUGUGAUUGAUGAGGCCACGAGUCUCGAGAACCUGAGCCAGCUGUACGAGGGCUGGACUCCGUGGGUGUGAAACAGAGCGUGAAAGAACUUAAACACAACCAGAGAGAACCUUUAAGUUUUGUUAGCUAGAGAGUAUACUCUCUCUCGGCAAACACAGAACUUGUGGGCAUUAGGUAGAGUAUAGUUAAAAUGUAAGAACUAGCGUGCAGGAAGGCUGCUCCUCCUCACAGCUGUAUCGCUCCCGUUGCCCAUUCUCUCAGUCUACAAUAUAGCUAUAAUAUAUAAUUAUAAUUUGUGUCAUCACAAAUUCUUCAUGCAUUCAUUUAUAAUUAUUUAUACUACUGCACAUUUUUGAUCGUUUUUGUAACUAUUGCUUUGAUCCAUGAUAUAAUUGAAGUUGACGUA
Halichondria panicea is the source of this 11204-nucleotide messenger RNA. Its product is annotated as serine/threonine-protein kinase SMG1-like. The record is from RefSeq and is a predicted model, not a curated record. NCBI's taxonomy places the organism in Eukaryota, Metazoa, Porifera, Demospongiae, Suberitida, Halichondriidae. Gene Ontology annotation, cellular component: nucleus. The coding region runs from base 172 to 10869 and encodes 3565 amino acids. The transcript has 71 exons. Gene Ontology annotation, biological process: nuclear-transcribed mRNA catabolic process, nonsense-mediated decay; protein phosphorylation. Gene Ontology annotation, molecular function: protein binding; protein serine/threonine kinase activity.